AUGGAUUUCUUAGUCGGCGUCAGACUGCUGCUGUUUUCUUCUGUGCUCUUUAACGGUCUGAUACUCACGUUACAAACGAAAGAAGAGGUCCUUCUGGAUAUGAAGUCGACCGGAGCCGAGCUGGGCUGGCUGACCUGGCCCUCAGAUCAGCUCGACAAGAGUGGGUGGGAAGUCGUUCAGAAGACCCUGAAUGGCUCGCUGUUCUAUACAUAUUCUGUCUGCAAUGUUGGUGAACGGGAACAAGACAACUGGCUGCGCACCACCUUUAUCCAGCGCCAUCCAGCAGCCUCACGGGUGUUCGUGGAACUCCAGUUUAUCAUACGCGACUGCAACUCUUUCAAUGGUGCCUCACUGGUCUGCAAGGAAACAAUUAGCCUCUUCACCUCGGAAUCAGAUGCAGAUGUGGGCACUACCUUUCGCAAGGGCCAGUUUAAGAAAGUGGCUACGAUAGCUCCUGAUGAGAUCACCACCUUAACAGAGUUCAAGAUCAACACUGAGACACAGAUGGUGGACAGCUUGUCAAAAAAAGGUUUCUACUUGGCUUUUCAGGACAUCGGCGCUUGCGUCGCUCUUCUUUCAGUCAGGGUCUACUACAAAAUUUGCCCAGCUACGGUGGAGAGUCUGGCAACUUUCCCUGAAACUGUGGCUGGAGGUGAGAACCAGGCGCUGAGGGAAGUGAGUGGGAUGUGCGUGGAGAAUGCUGUCAGCGAAGAACUGCCUCGCAUCUACUGUACUGCAGAUGGAGAGUGGGUGGUACCAGUUGUACAGUGCCAGUGCAAACCAGGAUAUGAAAAAGUCAAAGACACCUGCCAAGAAUGUCAGCCUGCGUUCUUCAAAGCCACAGCGUCCAGUGACACGUGUGAGCCGUGUCCUGCCAACAGCCAGAGGCUGGGCUCUGGGGCGUCAGUUUGUCCUUGCAUGGAUGGCUUCUAUCGAGCUCCAGAUGAUCCCCCUACUGGACCCUGCUCAGGCCUCCCGUCUGCCCCUAAAAACCUCGUGGCCACCACCACCCAACUGUCCACUGGGAAACUCCUCCUCUCCUGGAGCCCACCUGAAGACACCGGCGGGCGCAAUGACAUCACCUACAGUGUAGAAUGCUCGCAAUGUGAGGACACUGUAUGCCAGGUGUGUGGAGAGAAAGUCCGCUAUGACCCGGCCAGCGCCGGCCUGACUGACACUAAGGUGUCGGUAAGUGAGCUGGAUGCUCACCUCAACUACACGUUCACCGUAGAAGCUCACAGCGGUGUGUCUCAGUUUGCUCAUUGGGAUGCAAACAGACUGCCUUCCACCAGCGUGCUGACUACAUCGCUGCACUACACAGACCCACCCAAGAUUACAACUAUGCGCCUGGUGGAGAGGACACCCACCAGUUUGUCCCUGUCCUGGGCCAUUUCACCCCGGCCACGGAUCCAACCCCGCCCCAUCCGCUAUGAACUUAAGUAUUGCAAGAAGGAUGAUAACUUGGAUGUGACCACUUACACUGUGCUGAUCCUCGAAAAGAACUCAGUGCAGAUCAGCGACCUGACCCCGGCCACUGCCUACCUGUUCAAGGUGCAAGCCCUCAGCAAUGACGGCAACACUGGAGGGUUGAGUCUGGAAGAACAGUUUGAGACCUCAUCUGAAGCUCAGAAUAACAUACCAAUCAUCUUCGGUGCUGCAGUUGGAGGAGCGGCCAUGUUGGUCAUUGUGAUCGCGGUCCUCUUCCUACACAAACGAAAGGGAAAUUCUCACACAAGGCAAGGACCAGAGGACACCUACUUCUCCAGCUCAGAGCAACUGAAGCCUUUGAAGACAUACGUGGAUCCACAUACAUAUGAGGAUCCCAAUAUAGCCGUCCUGAAGUUUGCCACUGAGAUCCACCCCAGCCACAUAACCAAACAGAAAGUCAUUGGAGCUGGAGAGUUUGGUGAAGUUUACCGGGGUAUUCUGAAGGCACCAGGUAGGAAAGAGACUGCAGUGGCUAUUAAGACCCUGAAACCAGGCUACACAGAGAAACAGAGGCAGGACUUUUUGAGUGAAGCCUCCAUCAUGGGCCAGUUCUCCCACCAGAACAUAAUUCGUCUGGAGGGGGUGGUCACCAAAUUUAAACACGCCAUGAUUGUGACUGAGUAUAUGGAAAACGGAGCGCUGGACAGGUACCUCAGGGACCAUGAUGGCGAGUUUUCCUCCUUUCAGCUGUUGGGAAUGUUGCGUGGCAUUGCAGCAGGCAUGAAAUACCUUUCUGACAUGAGCUACGUUCACCGUGACCUGGCCGCCCGCAACAUUCUUGUCAACAACAACCUGGAGUGUAAAGUGUCUGACUUUGGCCUGUCUCGAGUGCUGGAGGAUGAUCCUGAAGGAACAUACACCACCAGUGGAGGUAAGAUCCCCAUUCGUUGGACUGCUCCAGAGGCGAUCGCUUAUAGAAAGUUUACCUCAGCAAGUGAUGUGUGGAGUUUUGGAAUUGUCAUGUGGGAGGUCAUGGCCUUUGGUGAAAGACCAUACUGGGACAUGAGCAACCAUGAGGUGAUGAAGGCUAUCAAUGAAGCUUUCCGCCUGCCGGCGCCAAUGGACUGUCCUUCAGCAGUUUACCAGCUGAUGCUGCAGUGCUGGCUCCAGGAUCGUUCCAAGAGGCCGCGCUUUGGCGACAUUGUCAGUUUGCUAGACAAGCUGCUGCGAAGCCCAGACUCCCUGAAGACCAUCGCAGACUUUGACCCACGCGUAUCCAUCCGCCUCCCCAGCACUAGUGGAUCUGACGGGUCCCCCUUCAGGUCGGUAUCUGAAUGGCUUGAAUCCAUCAAGAUGAGCCAGUACAGCGAGAACUUCACCUGCGCCGGAAUCGUUACCAUGGAUCAAGUCCUGCAAAUGAAGAAUGAGGAUAUCAAGAACAUCGGGGUGAGGCUGCCCGGACAUUUGAAAAGAAUCGCCUACAGCAUCUUGGGCUUAAAGGACCAGACGAGCACUCUGAGCGUGUUUGCAGUGUGAUCCUGACAACGAAGGGAAUUUAAACGGGUUGCUGAAGCAGACAGCCCUUUGAACUCUGAGCUGAGCUGGAGCAAAAAAGGCAGGGACGGCUUUGGAUUGGCAGAACCAGGCGGAUUGUCGCUUUCCACAGAGCCGACUGAAUCAGACUGACUGACUGUACAUUUUGAGAUUCAUAGCAAGUUUCUUCAUCUACUCCACAUGGGGAUGGAACACAUUUUCAGCAACAGACAUAUGACAUAGACUCUGUAUAUUUAGUCGUCUCUUUUUGCUAUCACUCAUGCAUUUAUUUACAUUUCUUCAUAUCACAUUCCUGCUUCUUAAAACUCGACAAUCAAGCUGUUUGUGGGAAUGCUUCCUGUGACGCCCUGAGCUUUGUUGCAUUGACUAUCAGAUAAAUAAUCAGAGUAAGUGUGAUUGUAGGGCAGCAGUGGACUUGGCUGAGUUGGUGGUUGGAGCGGAUCUCACGAUAUCUCCCUUUAAUUGGCACUUUGGUCUGUUUCUUACUUGGACCAAUGAGAAAGGAGCGUCAACAAAGCUGACGUGAGCUUGAGCUGGCCAAAAGUUAAAGAGACGUCGUUGCUCAGGAGUAUAAACACAGACAGAAGUCGUUUUGUUACCGGCUGCUGUCCAGAAAUUAAGCUAGAUUCAUAUAAGAGAUGUUAUAUGAACAGAAAGGAUAUGCUCAUGGUACUUUUUCAGAUUUAGCAGACACUUUUUUGUUCAUGUUUGGCAAACUGUCUAAAGCAUUGAGCAUAAGGUGUAGUGUAGCACUUGAAUGAAGUGGUGUUGAUUUAACUCUGAACUACAAGAAAACAUGACAAGUGUUGGAACUCAGUGGACGCCAUCGACCUGAAGUUGUGUUCACAUUACAGAAGAAAAACUCUUUACUCUAGUGCUCUGGGCACAUAUUUAAUAGUCCAGAGAAGUCGGUGGUACUUUGCUAAAUUUCAUGUUUUGUUUCUUGAGACACACAGCUACACUUUAGCGAUAGUGAGGCUACAUUAGCGGUGCUUACUUCAAGCUUUUGGAUCGGAAUGUUUCUAAGCCUGAAAGUCGCUUUUUGGGGAUCUUUGUUGAAUUUUGUUGAAUAGAGCAGCGCGGUCUCAUUUCAACCCUGUGUGAUAUCGCGGGAUUUGACCACUUAUGGGGACAGCUGCUCCUGUUGCGCAAUAUAUACACAGCAUCACUUCACACGGGAAAAUGGUGUACUGUUUUGUUUUUGGCAACAAUCACCGAAGCAGUCGCGAAAAGUGCAGUUAUUUUCGGUUCCCAGUGGAGAAGGAAAGACGAAGUAAACGUGAGAGGUCGUGUGGGUAAGUGUUAGCCUACACAGCUAACCAGAGUAGCUUUGUUCUCUCGCCUGCACAACCGCCUCGACACGUUUGUGCGCCGGGUCAUAAACAAACCACUUUCCACCUCAUUGUUACUUUUUCUUUA
Thalassophryne amazonica is the source of this 4401-nucleotide messenger RNA. RefSeq names its product eph receptor A2 b (gene epha2b). The record is from RefSeq and is a predicted model, not a curated record. Bases 1 to 2964 code for a protein of 987 amino acids. Lineage: Eukaryota; Metazoa; Chordata; Actinopteri; Batrachoidiformes; Batrachoididae. The transcript has 17 exons. Gene Ontology annotation, molecular function: protein binding; transmembrane-ephrin receptor activity; ATP binding. Gene Ontology annotation, cellular component: plasma membrane; neuron projection. Gene Ontology annotation, biological process: axon guidance; cell surface receptor protein tyrosine kinase signaling pathway; protein phosphorylation.